Messenger RNA from Bufo bufo (common toad), 3697 nucleotides. It is a transcript of the gene ATXN2L, whose product is annotated as ataxin 2 like. The record is from RefSeq and is a predicted model, not a curated record. Gene Ontology annotation, molecular function: RNA binding. NCBI's taxonomy places the organism in Eukaryota, Metazoa, Chordata, Amphibia, Anura, Bufonidae. The coding region runs from base 192 to 3074 and encodes 960 amino acids. Gene Ontology annotation, biological process: cytoplasmic stress granule assembly. Gene Ontology annotation, cellular component: cytoplasmic stress granule. The transcript has 23 exons.
CAGUCGGGCUGUUCCUAUUGGCCGCCGGGGGUCGCUCUCCUGUCCACGCACAGUGGUCUCUCGGCGGCGGCGGUUGGAGCGAGUGUGAGGCGCGCCUCCGUUCUCCCGGCAGCUCCUCCUCCUCCUUCCGCUCGGUGUAACUCCCUCCCGGCAGUGACGGAGCUCUCUUUAUCCUCCUGACCCCCGGGAAUAUGCUGAAGCAGCAGCCGUCGCAGGCCAAUCGCAAACCUGCCACCACAGCAGCGGCUAUGGCUGUCUCCACGCCAGGAAGCGGCUCUCCCGGGAGCCCUAACGGCAGCCUCCCCCCGGCCGGGAGCCGCAGCCAGGACAGAACUGGAGCGGGCAGGGGUCGGAGCAUAGUAAAGGGCCUCCAGCCGCCGGUUUUUGAAGGCGUAUAUAAUAAUUCUAGGAUGCUGCAUUUUUUAACUGCCGUAGUGGGCUCAACGUGUGACGUGAAGGUGAAAAAUGGCACCACUUACCAAGGCGUCUUCAAGACUUUGAGCUCUAAGUUCGAGCUGGCCGUCGAUGCCGUGCACAAGAAGACGAGCGACCAGGUCCCAGGACCGAGGCGAGAGGACAUUAUAGACACCAUGAUCUUCAAGCACUCCGACGUGCUGCUCGUCCACUUCCACAAUGUAGAUUUCAGCUACGCUACAAAAGAUAAAUUCACGGAUUCGGCCAUUGCAAUGAACUCCAAGGUGAAUGGGGAGCACAAGGAGAAGGUUCUGAUGCGCUGGGACGGAGGAGAAACUAACAGUGAUGACUUCGACCUGGAUACUGAGACGUGCAAUGGCUGGGAUGCCAUCGACAUGUUCAAGUUUAAUGAAGAUAACUAUGGAGUGAAGACGACGUAUGACAGCAGCUUGUCCUCAUACACGGUCCCUCUAGAAAAGGAUAACUCUGAGGAGUUCAGGCAGCGGGAAGCUCGUGCCACCCAGCUGGCCCGGGAGAUCGAAUCCAGCCCACAGUACCGCGCACGGAUAGCCAUAGAGAACGACGAGUGCAGGACAGAGGAGGAGAAGCAUAGCGCCGUCCUGAGGCCCAGCUCUGACCGGGACAGCCCCAGCCUCGUCUCCAGGGAUGGAAAAUACAACCCUCUACCGCAGCGGGUCAGAGACGGAUCACGAGGGGCCCUGCGAACAAACUCCUCCAGAGGAGGCAGGUCAGGGAUGGGGAUGACUUCUCGUGCACCCCCUCAGCAUUAUCCAGAAACUAGUUCAAGCCCAGCCCCCGAGCAGCGAGGCAUUAACGGAGGGCCUUCAAGAAUGUCCCCAAAAUCCCAGCGCCCUAUCCGCUCUACCAAGCCCAUGUCCUCUCCGUCCAGUCGUCCUAUAGAAGUGUCUACUUCCCCAUCAGCUGCCUCUCGCAUCUACACGCCCCUGUCGCCUAAAUCCGCCUCUUCCGCUAGUUCCAUGGAUUCGUCUUCUCAGUCUUCAACCCCAGAUCCCCGACCUACUGUGGAGGCUGGCAUCUCCCCUAAACCCUCGUCUCCGAAGAACGUCGCCCCCAGCUUGCUUGGGGAAGGCAAAGAUGCUCAGCCGCCUGUCAAAGAGCCGAGUCGGACGGUGGAGCAGGGCUCCCCAUGUGAGGUUGCCAAGCCGCCAUGUAAAGUGCUGCAAACUGAGCAGAAGAGGAACCAGCUGGACGAACUGCGCAAAUUCGGAGCUGAAUUUCGGCUCCAAGCGAGCCCGUGUCCAGACACCUCGGUGGACUCUUUCCCAUUGAGGCAAAGAGAGCAAUUAGAAAAUAAAAUGGCUCAGCCGGAUCCAAUCCACACGGAUGUCCCUGAGACGCGUGACCUGGGGCAGAAAAUUCCAGAGCCGGUUGAAGAAACCAAGGAGGAGCGUGUAUGUGAGAGUAAUGAGCGCCAAGAGGAGGCGGCGAGUCCUGCCAGCAAAGCCGAGCCUGACGAGAAGGAGGAGCAGGUGGUGUGCGACCAAGUGAAGAAAUCCACUCUGAAUCCUAAUGCAAAGGAGUUUAACCCUGCCAAGUCCCUCCUGGCUGUGAACAAAGCCACUAGCACGCCUACGUCCCCAGGUCCAAGAAGCCAUUCCUCCACCAUCCCAAUGCUGACGGCCGGCCAGAGCGGUGUCUACAGCCCCUACAUCUCCUACAUCCCUCCCAUUCACAUGAGCCAAGCCGUGCAGGCUCCUCAGAUGUAUCCAUACCCGGUGUCUAACUCUGUCCCCGGCCAGCAGGGAAAAUAUAGAACAAAAGGUCCUCCCCCGCGCUCCGACCAGCCGAACUCCGCUCCCCCCAUCAUGCAGGCUGCAGCUGCGGCUGGUCCUCCGCUUGUGGCGGCCACUCCCUAUCCGUCCUACAUCUCCUAUAGCCCCCAGCAGUUCCCAGGACAGCCAAUGAUGCAGCCCAUGGCUCAUUAUGCUUCACAGCCUGUAUUUGCCCAGAUGCUGCAGGGUAAUCCUCGCAUGAUCGCAUCUGGGAACCAUCCACAAGCCUUAGUUUCUUCUUCCAAUCCUCAGUACCAAACAGAGCAGCCUACGCCCCAGACGCUAUAUGCAACUGUCCACCAGUCCUACUCUCAUCAUGCGCCCCAGCUGCACCCCCAGCCAGCCAGCACCCCUACUCAGAGCCAGCAACAGUCUCAACAUGCCAAUCCUAGCCCCGUGCAGCACCAGGGUGGCCAACCUCCGCACCUAGGUGGCGGUCAGCCCCAGCAGAACCUGUACCACACAGCAGCCUUGACGGCAACACCGCCCUCGAUGACUCCUGGACCCGGCGCCCAGUCCCCGCAGAGCAGCUACCCACAGCAGGCCAUGUAUGCAAUCCAUGCCCACCAGCAGCUGCAGCAUGGCUACACGAACAUGUCUCAUGUGGCUCAGGCACAUGUACAGAGCGGUAUGAGUGGAGGACCUCCUCCCCACCCUCAACAUCCUGGUGGCCCUCACCCCACACCCGUCAUGCUCCUGCAUCCCUCACAGACUCAUGGUGGCCCCCCACAAGGAGGGGUCUCACAGACUGGUGUAUCCACACCUUCCCCCUAUACCUAUAUACCACAUCCUCAGGUUCAGUCUCAUCCGUCCCAGCAGCUCCCGUUUCAUCCUCCCGGUAACUGAGCCUCUUCCUGAGCUGUGAUUCCAACCUCCACACAGUCAUAACCCCAUCGCCAGCCCUGCCUCCGGCCAUCGCCCCCAUCUACGCUGUCCAGGAAACUGGCUGGGGCAGAAUCCAGGGCCCCGCACAGAGAUGUCCUGAAACGACGGAUCGGUGGGCCCUUUGCAGCGUCGUGGGGGUCUGCGCCCCUGGCCCUGAGAGUAGGGGGGGGGGGAGGGGAAGCCUGCCGCCACACAGAGGGUUUUACCAGGUGCGGAUCGUGCAGCUGGAGGCAGUUUGUCCCCUUGUUUUUGGCGCCACAAGGAGAAUGUUUUAGUUUUUGGUUCUAUAACGCAGAGGAGGGGGGAGGGGGUCGGCCCUUCUCUCUCUAAGAUCCUAGAGACUGGAAUAACAAAAACCCAAGAUUUUAUUUUUUAUUUAUGACUGAGAAUCGGGCAGUUUCACGCAGGUCCACUUUCAUCUCCCAUCCCCUUGUCCUUCAUGUCCCACAAUGCCCCUCCCUCCAUUUAACAUGAACGGAGUGAUGGACUACUUUUACUUUUUAUUGAAAUAAAAUAUUUAAAAAAAAAUGAAAAUAAAAAGUUACAAAAAAACUAUAAAAACAAAAACGAAAAAAAUAAAGUUU